Messenger RNA from Aphanomyces invadans, 945 nucleotides. RefSeq lists its product as hypothetical. The coding region runs from base 1 to 945 and encodes 314 amino acids. The record is from RefSeq and is a predicted model, not a curated record. The transcript has a single exon. Gene Ontology annotation, cellular component: membrane. NCBI's taxonomy places the organism in Eukaryota, Oomycota, Saprolegniomycetes, Saprolegniales, Verrucalvaceae.
AUGCACAUGCAUGCUGUUGCCAAGGUCGUGCUCAUCCUGACCAACUUUGCAUUUAUCGGGGGGGGAGGGCUUUUGAUUUGGUUGGGAAUCAAGACGCGCGACAUUCACUGGAGUGAAAUCUUCUACAGUGGAGCCCCCGCAGACAUUAGCACCUCGGCCACGGACCUCAUUGCGCUUGGAGCGACCGUAAUCGUUAUUGCGCUCUUUGGUCUUUUCGGUGCUGUGUGCCAAAACCGAUGCGUCCUCACGUUAUACUCAAUAUUCGUCGUGCUGGGGUUGGUUGUGUUUGUCGCAGUUGCCGUUCUUGGUUUCAUGUCCGCGUCCAAAGCUCACUCGUGGACGAGCAAACGAUACCCCGCUGAACGUGCAGAACAAAGGGUUGCCGAGCGAUUCAACCAAGCGUAUUGUUACGCCGAAGGGGGGCGGUUCUGUAUCACGACUUCCGUGUCCGACGCCAUCGAAACAUUUUUUCCCUCCGUGGGGGGCGGCGCCGCGGCGCCGUUCAAGGCCGUGGGCAUUGACGUGGAUGCCAAGACGGGUCUUCUUGGUCUGUGCGACCAAGUGGAUGCAAAACUCGAGUCAGUGCCGUCCCUGGCCAAAGUCGUGCCCAAACCAUUCAAGAAGGCGUGUGCGAUGUGCAAACAAGUCAAUGCGACGGUGGGCGACUUCCGUGGGCUCUUUGACUGGAUCGACGCCAAGUGUCCGUUGACUCGCGCGACGGCACAAUGGUGUGGCAAGUUCGUCUUGACCCAGGACAACCCUACGUCUGGACCCGAAGAGGGCUCACCGUACACGCAAUGCCGCAAAGCGGCGCUCGUGUCGUGGAAGGGAUUCGGGACCCAAGUCGGGUUUGGGGGCGUCGUUCUCGCGACCCUGUCGUUGUUUCUCAUUGGGUUGUCAUGCAAUGCCGCCCGACAGGACGACGGGUACACAACCAUCAUUUAA